AAGUUAAUAAUUAAGUUGCAAAGAAAAUGAGAACAGAAGAGCCAUGAUGAUGUUAGUGACUUACAGAUAGCUUCAUGAAGGUAGCAAUGUAAAAACUGUAAUUUCACACUCAAAGCUCCUCCGAAUCCAUCAUUUCUCAUCUGAGCGCCGACGUCACCUGCGGCCUGAGAAGCCGUUUCCUUGGCAGCCUCAGCCUUAGCCCGGUGUUAAUUAAAUAUUCUACAUUGAUCCUGCAAUUGAAGCCUUAUCUGAAGCUGUAUGAGAGGCCGUGUUGAGUUUCUAUUCAGCUUGAUUGUAAGUAUCUCCAGCUUUGUCUGUGCUGAAUUAGUACUGCACAUUGAUUCAGCCAUUCUUUCUUUUGCAUCUUAGGCCAUGUUGGAAGCUUUGUCCUUAACUUUAUCAAUAUGCAUUGGCUGCGCUUUAUCUGAAGCCAUGGUUAUCAUUUGGCUGCUUUAUGGAUCUCCUGCAUAUCCCACUGCCCUUGAAAUUGUCUCUUUUGCACCGUGAGACUUAUCUGCAGCCAUCCCUGAAACCAUGUUCAUUUUAUACUGGCUUCAUCAUAUAUAUGCACUGCAUGCUUCAUCCAUUCCAUACUUGGCUGAUGACCCUACAAUUGUUUCUCUGGCAUGAUAGGAAGCCAUGGUCAUAUUUUUUUACUCAGCUCCAUAUCAUAAGCAUAAGCUGCUUUAUCCUUCCCAUAUCUCAUUGCUCCUGCUGCUGACUCUCUAGCAUCUGAAGCCAUAUCAGGCAUGUUAAGCUUCUGGUUAGCAUUACCAUAUGCUGUUGCCGCUUUAUAUUUCCCAUAUGCCACUCCUCCGGCUGUUGUCUCCCUGGCAUCAUCAGCCUUAUCUCUGUAGCCAUUCUUAUAACUUGGUCUGCCUUGUCAGAAGCAUGCAGGACCCAUCUUUUCAGUAGUCAUAUCUGCUGCCUUCCUAGCAUUCCGUGCAGCAUGUUCUUGGAUUAUGUGCACAUAUAUAUGGAACCAAACAAGAAAGGAAAAUUAUAUUU
Rubroshorea leprosula is the source of this 1008-nucleotide messenger RNA. The record is from the annotation of a GenBank genome assembly. NCBI's taxonomy places the organism in Eukaryota, Viridiplantae, Streptophyta, Magnoliopsida, Malvales, Dipterocarpaceae.